Molecule: messenger RNA, 2284 nt
Organism: Dreissena polymorpha
Lineage: Eukaryota; Metazoa; Mollusca; Bivalvia; Myida; Dreissenidae
Exons: 13
Coding region: 2-1576 (524 amino acids)
Biological process (GO): proteolysis
Molecular function (GO): metalloendopeptidase activity
Source: RefSeq, a predicted model, not a curated record
UAUGCGUGGCGCACUGCAUCACACCGGGCCGGUGUUUAAACAGAAGUUCACAGUUACCGUCAAAUUCAAGGAAGAAAUAACGCUUGACUUGGAAAUUAACGGGAAGUCAAACGGGACCAGAUUGGUGAUAAGACAGCAUCUGAAUGAAACGCAACCUGUAGGAAGAAAUGUGUCGGCUUCGGCCAUCUACAUGUCGAAAGAAAGAGACAUUAUAUACAGGGAGGAUGUAGAAGUCGACGGCGCAAUCACCACUUACGGACUCUUUCGAGACCACGAUGCCCUUAAGUAUUUUAACGGACGGGGAGGUAUGCUUGAACUUCCGGUUGAUAAAGGGGCAAUCAACGUGGACGCUCCAACACCUAAAUUCGUACCAAAAGCUAAGAAACGUAAGCGGAUUAAGACGAAGCCUCGCCACAAGAGACAAGGGUUGGAAACAUUCGGGACGCCAGCAGUGGCAAAACUCCUUGUGUUUGUCGACAAAACAACAAUUGACAGGUUUUUACCACUAAACAACAACGACCAGGACCUGACUCAAACGGACAUUAAGAAGUUCUUUACCUUGGCUGGAAACGAGAUGACAAUAAUAUAUCAAUCAUUACGAAAGUACGGGUACGUGUACUACAGGGGUACGAAGACAGCUUUUCCACAGAACAUUGCCAUACAGAUUUUGGAAGUGAUAUUUCCGACAUACCCGAAUGACUUUGGAUUCGUUCCCACCAAUGUUCUAGAAGGAAGUAAAAUAUCGAGCAAGGUGCUAGACUCGUUUGAAAAGUUCAUUGCAACAUACUCGCCACCGCUUGGAGUAGAAUAUGAUCACGCAUCCUUGGUGACCGGGUAUGACUUGUUCGACGGUGUUGGUGGUCUAAUACUUGGUCUAACAAAUCCUGCAACGAUGUGCAGGCGAAGCAAGUUCACCAAUGGUGAACACGUAUCAAUUAAUAAAUUGACUGCAGACAUAGUACCAACGAUGGCGCACGAACUUGGACAUGCAUUUGGCAUGGGACACGACGGAAUCAGUAACCCUUGCCAAAACUUUACUUUUUUGAUGGCUAACGGAGGGUUUGAUGCCACUAUGGGUAAUGCUGCAACCUACAGAGCUUUCUCGGAUUGCUCAUCCAAAUAUUUACAGGACUAUACAAAUGGGAUUGGUGAUGAUUUCCGAGCAACGUGUCUGAUGCCUCCAACGGCGACUUUCAACGCGAGUUCAUGUUUGGGAUUCCCUGGACAGAUUAAAACUUUGGAUCAGCAGUGCAAACUUGCCUUUGGCGCCAGAAGCACACGGUGUACACCAGAGGAUGUGAAAGGUGCACAAAACGAAUCCUUUCUGAAAAAUGGUUAUGUUGUCCAUUGCGUCAUGGACAACGACAAAAUUUCACCAUUCUAUUGCAUGGAUCCGAAAACCAAGAAAUGUUCUGCCAUACCUGACGUUAUGAUGGGAACCAGAUGUUUAAUCAACGGCGAGAUGAACCAAAAUAAUAGAUGCUAUCAGGGAGUGUGCAAAAGCGUCAAGUUGUGUGAUGCCCCUACUACGAGUGAUAGAAGGUUGCAAAGAGAAGAGCAGCCCCAAACACCAUAGCCGCGUGUGUGCUGGAUGUAAAAAGAUUGUGGACAACUAUAGUAAGGACUGCGUUCCAGUCCUUUAUGUUUUAACUCGCCGAGGUCUGUUUAACUCAUUUAUGCCUAGUGAACUCUUCCAUCCUUCUAAAUUGGAUCAAUUUAUUUCCAAAAUUAGAGAUGCCUAGUAUAUUUAUUUUUAUAUUUAGAAUAUUAUUUCUCACGAAAUUCCUUUAAGCAAACAGCGCAGACCCUGAUGAUACGCCUCAUCAUGCGGCGUCUCAUCUGGAUCUACGCUGUUUGCCAGGACCUUUUUUCUAGACGCUAGGCAUAAAUGGGUUACAACCAAAAAAUGUAUCACCACAGUCUUUUGUUGCACCUAUAUGGCCAUAAAAUUGUCAAUACUAGAAUAAUGUUUUUUAUGUACAAUUAUCUAUUUUGAUGAACAAAUAACGUGUAAAAAGACCAAUCAAAUAAGAAAUCGAACAUGAGAGACACAUACUAUCCUCUGGCUGAGAAACAUUUGUACUGCUGAGACGGUAUUCGAAUCAGAAUAGCCAGCUGUAGUAUACUUAUAUGCGUUCGUAGAUAUUAAACUUAAAGGGUCCUUUUAACGUUUUGGUAAAUUGACAAAAUCAAAAACACAUUGUUUCACAUUCGCAAAUUUUCGUUGUAGUUAUUAUAUUUGUGAGGAAUUAGUAAUACUGAACAUUUACCAUGCUUAAAAAUA